Mucor mucedo is the source of this 1945-nucleotide messenger RNA. RefSeq names its product Dfp1/Him1, central region-domain-containing protein. Lineage: Eukaryota; Fungi; Mucoromycota; Mucoromycetes; Mucorales; Mucoraceae. Gene Ontology annotation, cellular component: nucleus; Dbf4-dependent protein kinase complex. Gene Ontology annotation, molecular function: nucleic acid binding; protein serine/threonine kinase activator activity; zinc ion binding. Gene Ontology annotation, biological process: positive regulation of nuclear cell cycle DNA replication; regulation of cell cycle phase transition. The coding region runs from base 64 to 1842 and encodes 592 amino acids. The record is from RefSeq and is a predicted model, not a curated record. The transcript has 6 exons.
AAUUUUUGUUGUUGGUGUGAAUAACAUAUUUUAUUGCCACAGUUUAUUGGGAUAUUGAUAAACAUGUCUUAUGCAAAGAAUCAGUUAGGCAAUAUUAGCAACAACACUCUCAUUGGCAGUAGCGCUAAACAAUGGAGAAAAACCGACGGAUUGCAAGCACGUUCUGCAGCACGUGAGUUAGAAUUGCAACAAAAAUUGAAGCUUCAAGCUGGAUUGAAAGACAAGGAGAAUAAUAACAAUAAUAAUAAUAACGAACAUGCAGCAAAGUACACCACGACCGUUAAUUUAUCUGAUUCAGAAUUAAGUGCCAAAAAGAAAGAAUUCACUCAUUGUGUUUUUUAUUUGGACAACUUGGAAGCAAGUGCUAAGGCUAGUCUUGAAAGAGCCAUUGUCUUAUUAGGAGCCUCCCAGGAAAAGUUUUUUUCAAACAAGUGUACUCAUCUCAUUACAACAAAAAGCAUACCUAUACAGGAAAAUAUGCUGCAAUCACUCUGUGAUACAAAUGCAUCCAAACAAAGAAUGAAGCCUCAACAAGAAUUCAAAUCAAAAGAUGCUAUUGUCGAUAACGCAUUAUCAUGGGGAAUUGUAUUAUGGAGCUUAGAUGUCAUGUUGAAAACUGUUGACUAUUUUAUGAAGGCCUCACCUUUCAAAAAUAAAAACAAACAGUUACAGGAAAAGAAGGCAUUGGGUAAAGUAUUACAAGAAGAGAAAUUAUUUGGACCUUCUACCGGAGUCAAUAGCGAAACACAAGCGAAACGACCUCAUUUCGUUGCAUACACUGGAUAUUAUCUCACCAUCGAGGAUGCAUCACAAGUGCACCGGCCUGUUAUUUCGAGAGAGUAUACAAAAGAAAUGUUCAAGAAGAAACCCAAUGAUUACCCAUGGCCAUUCCUUAAAGUAACGCCUGUAGGAAGAUCCCCAUUCGGUAAAAGACAGCCACAUUCCGCGACAAGUGUAGCUCCUAAAAAGGGAGAAGAAGAGAACGACAAAGCACAGCUAAAAUCACCACCACAAACACCUACCAAUACAUCCACAGCAGCAGCAGCAGCAGCAGCAACAACAACAGCAGCAGUGACAACAGCAACAACAGAAACAACAACAACAACAGCAGCAGCAGCAGCAGCAGCAACAGCGAAUAUCACACCAUGCACUCCCACAACUACUACUGCUUCAUAUAAUAUCACAACUCCACCUGCUACACCAGUCACCUUGAUGGCCAAUCCUGAUUCCCAAUAUAGUUUACGCGCAUCCGGAUUUCAACAAUCAUGUACCAACACAAAUAAUACUCAAUCAGCCUCGACUCGGUCCGUGUCGACUAUGCAGAACGAGAAAAGAAUAUUCCCACCAGGCGAAAGUGUCAAUCGUUUGGACAAACGUAUGGUGGAGAAUGUCACUCAAAAUGAACAUCAAAAGAUGCUUAAACAAGUUGUGAAAGCUGAGAAGGAAAAUAAAGAAAACCGUGCACGUAAAGAGAAAGAAAAGAAGAAGGAUCUUCGUUACUGCGAAAAUUGUAACAGUCAAUUUGAGAAAUUGGAAGAUCAUAUGAAAGAUCCAACACAUCAAACAUUUAUUCGUGAUCAAAAUAACUUCAAGAUCCUGGAUGACUUGCUAGAAAAGACACAUCGAGUUUAUAAAGCUCCUUUACCUGAUCACUGGAAGAACCUUGUGGAACCUAGCAUUGACGGUAAAAAUGUUCGAUUUAUGUCCGAUUUAAAGAGACCACGCCCUGAAUCCUCUGAAUCUCCAAAUAAGAUGUCUACAACAAAUAUUCUCAAAAAACAAAAGACCGCUGAACCACAGCAAAAGAAAGGAUGGGGAAAAUAUCACAACGUGUUCCUUUAAAAAAGUACCCAUUGUGUCUGUAAAAAAAUAAAUAAAAAUAACAUAUAAUGUAUCACGCUAAUAAAAAAGUUCUACUGACACUGAGUUAGUUGUCUUCCGGAAG